AACGUUAUCAUGGCGAAUUGUUGUCGCUAGUUACGCUAGUUACACUUCAGUUUACAAUUGUUGAAGCCCCGAAGCCGUGUCCGCGUAGCUCGAUAUUACAAUCGAACGUGAUCAUUAAUUAAUUACCGAUCGUGAUUGUAAAGAGAUACGUGCGCAAUGUGGCGCGAGCUUUGGUCACGCGCCCUUCUGACGUGCGCAAUCGGCGGUUGCUCGAUUCUCGGCGAUUACGGACUCAGGUACGGCAAGAACGAGUCGGAGCGCGCGGUGUUUGACAACAUGACGCAUGCGACGGUGGGCGGUCUCACGUGGACGUUGAUCGUUGUUCUGUCACAUAAGCCACUCGUUCGCAAUCUCAGCAGUAUAUUCUCCUGCUUCUUACUGGCGUCCUUCAUCGACCUGGAUCAUUUUAUUGCGGCGCGCAGUUGGCACAUUCAUGACGCCACACAUUUGCAGAAGCGGCCGUUCUUGCACUGUACCACGGUUCCUAUUAUUCUGUGGAUACUUUUCAUUUCCCUAUCCAAGAUUUUCCAUUCUCCUAUAUUGGAACACACUUCCUGGAUGAUACUGGCUUCCUUCAUGAGUCAUCACAUUCGAGAUGGGACCAGAAGAGGUUUGUGGUUCUGUCCUUUCGGAUCUACCCGUCCUAUUCCCUACUACCUAUACGUGAGUCUUUGCAUGUUCCUUCCUUACAUAUUAUAUUGGCUCAUGAGUCUGCAUAAAUUUGCGCAAAAAAGUAACGAUAAUAUUACUCUCAUCGAUGUAUAAGACUUGCCGUAUAAUAUUGUAUCCAACAAAUACAAACAAAAACCUGAUAUUCUUUUAAAACUAUAUAUACGAGAACUAUCGAUUAACUAUUGCUUAAAUUAGGCGGAAAAUGGGAAAAUUAGGCUUUCUGGAAAAAAUAGAUAUUACAAUUUUUUUAGGAUUAAUAUAAAAUAAUAUUUACUUUAAUAGAAUUUAAUUUUAACUUUAAUUACAUACAAAAUUUAAUUUAACAUUAAAAAUAACAAAAAAAUGCAGUUAUAGAUGAUCACAAUUCUUUACAAUUGUUUUAUUCAGAUACAGGCAGUUAAUAAUUUUCAUUAUAUUAUAUGUAAGUUGUAAUUUUUUAUUUUUUUCAUAUAAAAAUAAUGUAAGAAAAACGUAAAAAUGUAAUUUUUACUUACCGUAGUAAAUAAAAAUUAUUUUACUAUAUAUAUUACAUUAUUUUACUAUGGAACAAAAAUAUUGAAAAUUUUACAGAUUACAUAUAACAUUAUGAAAAUCUUUUCUAUCUGUUUUAAUAAAACAAGAGAAAAAGAUUGUAUACAAUUGUACAAUUUUUUUUGUAAUUUUCAAUGUUGGAUUGUCUACUUGUAUAUGAUUAGAUUUAAAAUUAAGAUUUUAUUAUAUAAUAUAAUUUGAUGUACAUAAUAUAUAUUCAAAAUAUAAUUGUUAUUAGGAAUUGUAUAGAAUUUUUUUACAUAUCUUUAUACAACAAAUAUAUAUUUGUAAUGUAUACGUAAUGUAUUUUGAGUUAAAAAUAUCUCACUAUUUUAUACAACUGUAUAUAAGAUUAAAUGCGAUUUUUAAGUGUGAUAUUUGACGAUGAUGACAAUAAUAUAUGUACAUGACAACAAAACGAUGGGUUACAUUGUCGCUCGCGUGAACGAAAAAGGAAGUCGGAAUAAAAUUUUUAAGCGGAUGUGGAUGGACAAUUCAGGUAUAACAUAUCCACGUGUGCACAACGUAUAUAGGGACGUGUGUAAUAUUGUAUUUACACAUAAGUUUUCGCAGCUGUGUACAUAGUUUAUGGACGAGUCCCACGUGCAUUUGUUUUCUAUGCCUGCAUAUUCACCGUCCAUUUUUUAUGCGGGCUAUUCACAUAUUUAUAGAUAUUUUCCCUAACUUCUUUAGGAAUACAAUUUUGUAAUCAAUAAUAUAUGUAUACUGCAUAGUUUCAUCUACAGUGGUUUUAUGCAUACAGUGGUAUUUAAUGCAUAUUAAAUUGAAAUAAUAAUUACAAGUGCAGUUACAAAUAUUAUAUUUUUAUUCUUGUGAUAAAUAAAUUGUGAUAAAUUUUUAUAUAUUAAAAAAAA
Messenger RNA from Formica exsecta, 2078 nucleotides. Its product is annotated as transmembrane protein 267. The transcript has 2 exons. The record is from RefSeq and is a predicted model, not a curated record. NCBI's taxonomy places the organism in Eukaryota, Metazoa, Arthropoda, Insecta, Hymenoptera, Formicidae. Bases 157 to 765 code for a protein of 202 amino acids.